Messenger RNA from Corylus avellana, 2486 nucleotides. RefSeq names its product phenylalanine ammonia-lyase-like. Gene Ontology annotation, cellular component: cytoplasm. NCBI's taxonomy places the organism in Eukaryota, Viridiplantae, Streptophyta, Magnoliopsida, Fagales, Betulaceae. Gene Ontology annotation, biological process: L-phenylalanine catabolic process. Gene Ontology annotation, molecular function: ammonia-lyase activity. The record is from RefSeq and is a predicted model, not a curated record.
CUCAGGAAUAUUUUCAUUCCCCAGCUUAUUACAAUUUCCUAUCACAUUUUGUCUCUCUGCACAACCACUAAGGAAACAAUGGCAUGCAAUGGCAACGGUGCUGCAAAUGCAAUGAACUUGUGCAAUAGUGACCCGUUGAACUGGGGCAUGGCGGCGGAGUCACUCAAGGGCAGUCACCUAGAGGAGGUGAAGCGCAUGCUGAAAGAGUACCGGAAGCCAGUCGUCUUGCUCGGCGGCGAGACGCUGACCAUAUCCCAGGUGGCAGCGAUUGCAACCCACGGUGCCGGCGUCAAAGUCGAGCUCUCGGAGGCGGCUCGAGCAGGGGUGAAGGCGAGCAGUGAGUGGAUGAUGGACAACAUGAACAAGAGCACCAAGCAGGGCGGAUCCCUUCAGAAGGAACUUAUUAGAUUCUUGAAUGCUGGAAUAUUUGGUAAUGGCACUGAAUCUUGCCACACAUUACCUCACUCGGCAACCAGGGCGGCUAUGCUGGUGAGGAUCAACACCCUCCUCCAAGGCUACUCUGGCAUUAGAUUUGAAAUCAUGGAAGCCAUCACCAAGUUACUCAACCACAAUAUUACCCCACGCUUGCCUCUACGGGGUACAUUAACUGCAUCAGGCGACAUGCUUCCUCUAUCCUAUUUAGCCGGACUUUUGAUAGGUAGGUCCAAUUCCAAGGCCAUAGGUCCCAGUGGAGAGUCCCUCGACGCCACCAAGGCCUUCAAGCUAGCUGGGAUCAAUGGUGGGUUUUUUGAGUUUCUACCCAAUGAGGGUCUAGCACUCAUGAAUGGAACUGCAGUCGGGUCUGGCCUAGCUUCCAUGGUACUUUUUGAGGCCAACAUACAAGCAGUUUUGUCCGAAAUCUUAUCGGCAAUCUUUGCCGAAGUCAUGCAAGGAAAGCCAGAAUUUACAGACCAUUUGACACAUAAAUUGAAGCACCACGCCGGCCAAAUAGAGGCUGCAGCAAUAAUGGAACACAUUUUGGAUGGAAGUGCUUAUGUUAAAGCGGCUCAAAAGUUGCACGAGAUUGAUCCCCUUCAGAAGCCUAAACAAGACCGCUACGCCCUUCGCACCUCUCCCCAAUGGCUAGGUCCACAGAUUGAAGUGAUCAGGACAGCAACCAAAAUGAUUGAGCGGGAGAUAAACUCAGUGAGUAAUAACCCAUUGAUUGAUGUGUCGAGGAAUAAGGCUUUAUAUGGUGGGAAUUUCCAAGGGACCCCAAUUGGUGUUUCUAUGGAUAACACCCGCCUAGCCAUUGCUUCAAUUGGAAAAUUGAUGUUUGCUCAAUUUUCCGAGCUUGUAAAUGACUUUUACAACAAUGGGUUGCCUUCAAAUCUCUCAGCAAGCCGCAAUCCAAGCUUGGAUUAUGGGUUCAAAGGUGCGGAAAUUGCCAUGGCAUCUUAUUGCUCUGAACUCCAAUUCCUAGCCAAUCCUGUCACCAACCACGUCCAAAGUGCUGAGCAACAUAAUCAAGAUGUGAACUCCUUGGGGCUGAUUUCGUCAAGAAAGACAGCCGAGGCUGUUGACAUUUUGAAGCUCAUGUCAUCCACUUUCUUAGUUGCAUUAUGUCAAGCAAUUGAUCUGCGGCAUUUGGAGGACAACUUUAAGAACACCGUCAAGAAUACAGUCAGUAAGGUGGCCAAGAGAGUCUUGAGCAUAGGCUCUAAUGGUGACCUUCACCCAUCUAGAUUUUGUGAAAAGGACUUGCUCAAAGCUGUGGACCGAGAGCACGUUUUUGCUUACAUUGAUGAUCCCUGCAACGCAACUUAUCCAUUAAUGCAGAAGCUGAGGCAAGUUCUACUGGAGCACGCGUUGAACAACGGCGACAAAGAGAGGAACUUAAGCACAUCCAUUUUCCAAAAGAUUGGAUCCUUCGAGGAGGAGCUUAAGGCCCUUUUGCCAAAAGAAGUAGAGAGUGCAAGAACAGAGUUGGAGAAUGGAAAACCGGCAAUCCCGAACCUGAUCAAGAACUGCAGAUCCUACCCAUUAUACAAGUUUGUGAGAGAAGAACUGGGAACUGGUUUGCUGACCGGUGAGAAAGUUCGAUCACCGGGUGAAGAAUUCAACAAGGUUUUCUCGGCAAUGUGUGAAGGGAAGUUAAAUGAUCCUAUGAUGGAUUGUAUGAAAGAGUGGAAUGGUGCUCCUCUUCCUAUAAAUUAAGACGCUUCACUGUUUGAUGCAGCACCAACAAUAGUGUUGGCAUUUUAUUUAUGCUUUUUUUUUUUUUUUUUUUUUUUAGUUUUCAUUUUCAAUAAGGAUUGAGUUUUUCUUUUUCCAUUAAGGAUUGGUUUUCCUUUUCCUUAAUGAAUUAGGAGUGUAUCUUAGUUUAUAUACGGGAUACACACUCAAUGAUGUUCUCUCGUGUAGUCGUGUGGUUUGACUCCAAUCUUGUUUCUUAUUAUCUGUGUUUCUGUUUCUUCCUUAAUUUUUCAUCUUUUCUUGUGCGUUGAUUUUGUCAUUUUAAAUAGCAAGUUUCGGAGGAUCGAGUA